UGCUGCUCCCAGUUACGAGUCUAGCUGCUGCAUUCUGGAUUUGAUCUAGUUUCCGGGUCACCUUCAAAGGUAGCGCCCCAUAGAGUGCAGAAGGAGCUGCAGACUCUAUGGCAGGAGAGGAUCCUCCUCAGUUAAGACUCUUUAGCAUUUUAUUGUAUCGAAGGCCAUAGGUCCACUGCAAAUUAAACCAUGAGAAAAAACUUUUCCUCUGCAAAAUGUACGUACUAAACAUAUAUCAUUAAAAAAGGUGGGCCCCUGGGGAUAUAACUGGCCAUCUGCAGCUGUAGUAAUUUUAUCUUAUGUUCAAGAUUUCUAAACAGCUAAUUCAAAAGGUCUCUCAAGUGGCACAGUGAUCCAAUGGGAGCUAGAACACAACUAAAACCCACAAACCAAUUUAGAAACCAGUAUGCAUAAGCCAUCAUUGAAAAAAUUAUCCCUCUCCACUUCCCAUUUUGCCUCUUGGGCAGCAUGUAUGGUCUUUACACACUUGAGGAAGGAGGGAGUAUGGGGUGGGACAAAACACUCAUUUCCCCCAGUCUUAAAUUUAGUUAUCCAGAUUUUCACAUCUUAUUAAAAAAACAAAUAAACACUGAAGGUAAAAUCUCCAGUUGCCCCAUCUAUCAUCGGAGGGGGAGCUGAGGGGAGAUGGUUUCCACACCUUGCCUUGGAGUGUCUAUAAGGAAGGGAAUUGUUCUGUCCUUCCAGGGAUCAGUGAGCUUUGACAAGUGUCCUUGCAUUUCGCUGACGACAACUGGGCCCUACGGAGAGCUCUGUACAAGGACGUCAUGGUGGAGGUUCAUGAGAUGGUGGCCUCUCAGGGAGAUGUUUGGGGGGUCCUGGAUGAGGAGGAGCCAUCAGAAGUCUGGCCAGAAAGAGGUGAGGAGCAAGAGAAGGAAAGGAAGUUGGGGGUUCAAGAUGGAGCCAACAAACAAGAGGGGAGAGAAACAGUGAAGCCAAGGGAUGAACACAGUGUUUCCCAAGAAGAUGAAAAUCAGAUUAACAGGGUGGAGAAAAAACAUGAAUGUACUGUGUGCGGAAAGAGAUUCUGUAGUCGCUCAGCCCUUGCUAGACAUCAAAGCGUACACUCAGGUGAAAAACCUUAUGAAUGCAUGGAGUGUGGAAAGAGAUUCAGUUACAGUGGCUACCUUACUUUGCAUCAAAGAACUCAUACAGGGGAGAAACCUUAUAAAUGCUGGGAAUGUGGAAAGAGUUUCUUUGACAGUAGUACCCUUACUAAACAUCAAAGAACUCACACAGGGGAGAAACCUUAUGAAUGCAUGGAGUGUGGAAAGAGCUUCAGUCGGAGUUCCUCCCUUAAUGUGCAUCAGAUAACUCAUACAGGGGAUAAACCUUAUGAAUGCAUGGAGUGUGGAAAGAGCUUCAGAAACAGUGGCUACCUUAAUGUGCAUCAAAGAACUCAUACAGGGGAGAAACCUUAUGAAUGCAUGGAGUGUGGAAAGACUUUCAGUCAGAAUUUCUCCCUUACUUUGCAUCAAAGAACUCAUACAGGGGAGAAACCUUAUGAAUGCAUGGAGUGUGGAAAGAGCUUCAGAAGCAGUAGCUACCUUAAUGUACAUCAAAUAACUCAUACAGGGGAGAAACCUUAUGAAUGCAUGGAGUGUGGAAAGAGAUUCAGAAACAGUGGCCACCUUAAUGUGCAUCAGAUAACUCAUACAGGGGAGAAGCCUUAUGAAUGCAUGGAGUGUGGAAAGAGCUUCAGAAGCAGAAGCCACCUUAAUGUGCAUCAAAGAACUCAUACCGGGGAGAAACCUUAUAAAUGCUGGGAAUGUGGAAAGAGUUUCUUUGACAGUAGUACCCUUACUAAACAUCAAAGAACUCACACAGGGGAAAAACCAUAUAAAUGCAUGGAGUGUGGAAAGAGCUUCAAUCAGAGUGCCUCCCUUAAUGUGCAUCGACGACUUCAUACAGGUGAAAAACCUUAUAAAUGCAUGGAGUGUGGAAAGAGCUUCAGUGACUAUAGUACCUUUACUAAACAUCAAAGAACUCAAGGGGAGAAACUUUAUAAAUGCAUGAAGUGUGGAAAGACUUUCAGUUGGAGUUCCUGCUUUAAUGAGCAUCAAAGAACUCAUACAGGGGAGAAACCUUAUGAAUGCAUGGAGUGUGGAAAGAGCUUCAGAAACAGUGGCUACCUUAAUGUGCAUCAAAGAACUCAUACAGGGGAGAAACCUUAUGAAUGCAUGGAGUGUGGAAAGAGCUUCAGAUCCAGUGGCUACCUUACUUUGCAUCAAAGAACUCAUACAGGGGAGAAACCUUAUAAAUGCUGGGAAUGUGGAAAGAGUUUCUUUGACAGUAGUACCCUUACUAAACAUCAAAGAACUCACACAGGGGAAAAACCAUAUACAUGCAUGGAGUGUGGAAAGAGCUUCAAUCAGAGUGCCUCCCUUAAUGUGCAUCGACGAAUUCAUACAGGUGAAAAACCUUAU
Messenger RNA from Podarcis muralis (Common wall lizard), 2444 nucleotides. The record is from RefSeq and is a predicted model, not a curated record. NCBI's taxonomy places the organism in Eukaryota, Metazoa, Chordata, Lepidosauria, Squamata, Lacertidae.